AUGGCAUCCGGCUAUCCGGAUAGCCUCCCAGCCCUUCACUACAGUUCUCAUAUGUGUUCUACGCUGCCUCAUCCAAACGACCUCACCGAAGAACCAAAACACUACUGGGCAGUAGUGGCGGGAGUCGAAUCUGGCACAUUUUUGAAUCCCCGUCUACUUUCUAGCCGCUCCGUAGAAGCUUCCUGGAUUGGUGUUAAAAUGCUGGCAGAUCCACUUGAUGAAUGGAUACGGAUCAUUCGAACGUGCAAGUACCUCCCAGAACAUGAGCUUAGUAAGCUCUGUGAUUACGUCAGCGAUUUACUGAUUGAGGAAUGCAACGUACAACCUGUUUCGACGCCCGUCACAGUUUGCGGCGACAUUCAUGGUCAAUUCUAUGAUUUACUGAAACUUUUUCAAGUGGGAGGAGAGCUUCCCUCUACAAAUUACAUUUUCAUGGGAGAUUUUGUGGAUCGUGGGUAUUACAGUCUCGAAACGUUUACGCUUCUUAUGGCGCUAAAAGCCAGAUAUCCUGAUAAGAUUACCCUUCUUCGCGGGAACCAUGAGAGCCGUCAAAUAACACAGGUUUAUGGAUUUUACGAUGAAUGCAUUACCAAAUACGGUAACGCUACUCCCUGGAAGAACUGUUGUAAGGUCUUCGAUCUUCUUACAAUAGCGGCUCUCAUCGAUGAAACGAUUCUUUGUGUUCACGGGGGCCUGUCUCCGGAAACGAAGACGAUUGAUCAGAUCAGGAUAAUCGAUAGGAAUGUGGAGAUACCACACAGUGGUCCUUUGAGUGACUUGCUUUGGUCUGAUCCUGACAACGUUUCCACGUGGACGGUUAGUCCACGUGGUGCUGGGUUUUUGUUCGGCGAGGAAAUUACAGAAAAAUUUGUGACUUUAAAUGGUUUGGACUUCAUAUGCCGAGCACAUCAACUGGUGUUAGAGGGUCACAAGUCAAUGUUCGAUGGAAAACUGAUAACAGUAUGGUCAGCACCGAAUUACUGCUACCGAUGCGGCAACAUCGCCUCCAUUCUCGACAUCCAAACGCCCACAGACUACACCUUCAAGGAUUUCGCCGCCGUUCCAGACACAGAACGUGCUGUCCCGCCUGCACGUAUCACGCCCUACUUUCUCUGA
Echinococcus granulosus is the source of this 1116-nucleotide messenger RNA. Its product is annotated as Serine/threonine-protein phosphatase 6 catalytic subunit. The record is from RefSeq and is a predicted model, not a curated record. Bases 1 to 1116 code for a protein of 371 amino acids. Gene Ontology annotation, biological process: peptidyl-serine dephosphorylation; G1/S transition of mitotic cell cycle. Gene Ontology annotation, molecular function: protein serine/threonine phosphatase activity. Lineage: Eukaryota; Metazoa; Platyhelminthes; Cestoda; Cyclophyllidea; Taeniidae. The transcript is spliced from 4 exons. Gene Ontology annotation, cellular component: cytoplasm.